CGAUCCAUAAARAGCAAGCCGGAACAGCCAACAACCAACAACCCAUUGCACCCGUCCCGAACAUGCCGGUGGACGAGUUUGGCCGCGAGAUCCCGGCCGCCCGGGGCCGYCGGUCCCCCUCCCCGCAGCGGUCCGGGAGCGGAAGUGGAAGCGGGCUGCCCUCCCACCUGUACGAYUCGCUCCCCACCUCGCGGUACGACGCCGCCGAUCCUGGCCACCACCACCGACCGGAGGAUUCCCGCGGCCACCCGUCGUCCUCCUCCCGCAAGCGCAAGCACCGGUCGCGGUCCCCGCCGCCGAGGAGGGACCGGGGCGAGGGCCACCACCGAGACCGGGAAAGCGGGAGCGGCUUCCACCACCCAAAACCCGGCAAGGCCCACCCGUCGGUGGUCUACGUGGAGGAACCCAUGCUGUGCCAGUUCCUAUGGAAGGAGGCCAACGAGGGCAAGACCGACGAGGACUACGACGAGUACCGCAAGUCCUACUGCCUCAACUACGUCCGGACCUUUUUCAACGAGCACAUGGACGACUCGUGGUUUCGGUCCCUCUACAGCCCGCUGGCAAGGUACGAAGUGGCGAGGCAGGAACUCGACCGGGCCGCGAGGGAGGCCGGAGACUUUGCGGGGGAGCUGGAAUCCUCCCUGGCCAAGACGAACGAAAGCAACGGCGAGCCGUCCUUUUUCGUGCUCAAGGCCCGGCUAGGCGGCGGGAUCCGGCAGGCGGGAAAGCAGGAUUACCACCACCACUCCCCCUCCAAAUCCUUUCGGCAGUCCUCCCUCGUCAACCCCGUCCCGGGCACKCAUGUUCUCUCGCUGGCGGGCAAGGUCCUGCCGAUCCUCGAGGUCCCCCACUACGUGACGGACGAGCAGCUGACGGUGGCGCUGGUCCAGCAGCUCUCCUCCAAGACCGGCAAGGAAACGGAUCCGUCGUCGAUGGUCCUGUACUCGGGGCUCCCGGGGCCCGAUCUCACCCGGACCGCCUACCUGCGGGCCCCCGACGAGAUCCGCAAGGAGAUCGUCCAGAAACUCAACCACUCGGACCGCCAACCCGCCUCCAAGGGCGGAAAGGCCGGGGCCUCACACGUGCCGCGCAAGGAGGACACCUUUGUCCCCAAGACGCUGGAGCUCGAGGUGGAAUGCAGCGACGCCUACGGGAGGCUGGAGGUCGACGCCGACGGGAAGGGGGGGCAGCCCGAGGAACGGGGGGGCGUUCCCCCGCGCAAGGCGUCGGUCUGGGUGUCGACGCGGCCCCUCUCCCCGAGCGUCCAGGUCCUGUCGGCCGCCCUCUCGAGCACCCAGCGGAUCAAGGACGACAUGGCCGCGGCAUCGGACCUGGCAAGGGCCUACGACGCCAGGCGGAACAUUCCCCCCGAGCAUCGACUGGAGGCCCUCCUGCCGAGGGCCGUCCCGGGGAUCGCCGAGAGCGACGAUCCCCCGAAGCAGGCAGUGGAAGACGCCCUCGACGUGGCCAUCGCCUACCUGCGCCGGGUGCACCUCUUCUCGUACUACAACGGGUGCCAGCUGGCGUCCCGGGCGGCCGAGGUCUUUGAGGGAAACCACGCCGUGUCGACCAUCCACCUGCGCCUGGCCAACGCGGACGAGAUGCUGGCGGAGCCCCCCCAGGGAGCCGCCGCGACGCCGGAAACCGAUGCCGGCGCCCCGCCAAAGGUCGAUCUCCUGGUCCAGCGCCUGAACGAUUCGAUCGGGGCAGCGCUCAAGACCUCCGAGGAAUGGGCUUCGGCUGCGGCGGUAGCGGAACCUCCGGGCGACGGAAGCGUCCCGGAUGGGAUGGCACCAGCAUGUAUCGUCAUCGACGAGGAGACCGACCGACAGGCGAAGGACAUCCGGUACCAGGAAUCCCAGGUCGAGGGCGGGUGGAUCGAAGACCACGCUCUGAUCGACGAGGACGGACGCGCCAGGUGCGCCUUCCACUUCUGCCGGAAGCUCUUCAAGGACUCGUCCUUCCUGAAGAAGCACCUGAUCAAGAAGCACUCGGAGUUUCUCCGAGCGGAAAUCGCCAAGUGUCACGAUUCCUACAUGAUGACCUCUUGGGACGCCCAGGAACAGAGGCCCGYCCCCCCCAUCCUGGUCGAUUGUGGGCACCGGUUCGGGCUGAAACCCAGCCCGGUMCUGGGGGCGGCCGAGCCGAUCGCUGAGGAUCCCGAGCCCGAGCUGUGGAAGCGGGAGGAAGAACGGCGCGAGUUCGAGGAGAAGGAAGCGGAACUCCGGAGGGAGCGCUUCCAGAACAGCCAAAACUACCACAACAACAACCACAGCGGCGAAAGCAUGGACGCGACCCUUUCGGAGGGCCGCAGCCWGGGCCGCAAGAACAAUUUCGAGGACGUCGACGACAUGAAGGUAGAAAAAGUGGAGAUUGCCUUUGAUUCGCUCGAAAUCCCCCUCCAACCGCCGAAAAAGAAGAAGAAGAAAAAGAAGAAGCUUUUGUAAAAUAAAUAAAGUAGAACCGAUGACGAGGAAGAUUGGGGCCAUGGAUUACAAAUACGAAACUAAAUAACUCGUGUCUAUAAACUUCAAGUUAAGAGAGUUUUUCUUCCCCGUCCUUCGUGCCCGAAACCCAAAGCUGACCUGAUCGACUUAAUUUCUACUKCAUCGUGGCCGUCUUCUUCAGAAUAGAAAACGCGGCGUCAUCAGCCGUCUUCGGCCAUACCGAUCAUUCGACGACACCCACUGCUGACAAAGUCCCUCGCAAACGGUAUGUAGGAGAGACAAUACCACGUGAUUGCCACGUACUGCCCGAUCAUGAGCAGGAACARGAUCAUUCCACGAAAGGGGAAAUGCGGCAGCAGCAACAGAACCAGCGUGACUGCGAGACUCCCGAGGUAAAAGGUAGACGCGAGUUUUCUGGAAGGGUUAAACAUUCUCUGGAAUUGCAUUUCGGGCCUGGUGAGGAAGCACGUUCCGCWCAAGGCAAUGACGUUUCCCACCGUGACAUUGACGACAAGGGGGACUGGAUUCCCCAUGAACAGGCUCUUCAUGCGCAUGAAGCUCCCAAAAGAAAGAAAGUAGCCACACACCAUCAUCGUGACGCACCCCAGCAAUCGUUCCCGGAGCGUCAGACUGGGCAGGUUGUCGUAAAAACGCUGCACCGAAACCGGRCAGCGGCCGCAAAAAUCCGACUCGUUGCCCCCGCUCAACGCAUCUCGUUCGGCCCUGGUCUCUUCGUCCUCGUAGAUACCAAGAUCCGCCAUUAUCUCGAUGUCCUCUUGGUCGUUCGUUCCACUCGGAAUCAACCUUGCGUAACCGGAUCUGAUGUUUUCGAACAUGGUUCGUUUGUUAUGUCUAYCUCUUGAACUUUGUUUCGGAUUGCAGUGGACGAUAUUGGGAUAAAGAAUCACUUGUAUA
This is a messenger RNA of Pseudo-nitzschia multistriata, 3362 nucleotides long. Lineage: Eukaryota; Bacillariophyta; Bacillariophyceae; Bacillariales; Bacillariaceae. The record is from the annotation of a GenBank genome assembly.